Molecule: messenger RNA, 2619 nt
Organism: Cynara cardunculus var. scolymus (artichoke)
Lineage: Eukaryota; Viridiplantae; Streptophyta; Magnoliopsida; Asterales; Asteraceae
Exons: 9
Coding region: 189-2411 (740 amino acids)
Molecular function (GO): ATP hydrolysis activity
Source: RefSeq, a predicted model, not a curated record
ACAAUGCUUGCUCUCUGUUUCGUAUUCAUCAAUUCAACAGGAAGAUACCUUCGAAUCUUCUACUUUUCAUUUCUCAUCUUCAUUCAAUUCAACUAGCUCUCGCAAAACCAUUCAAAUUAUCAAAUACCCAUCUGCAUAUAUAAACACACACUUACACAUGCUUGAUUAAUUGUAGAAAUCAAAAGAAGAUGAGAGCUUUGAAUUCACAUGUUGUGCUUGUUGAUCUGAACGCAUCAUGGCAAUCGGUGAACCAGAUCCCAGCGUCGACUUUUGCUUACCUACAAAGUUCCAAAAUUCCAAGUUCGUUCUCGGCGGCAUUUCGUCGAACACGUCGAGGUAGGAUCUCCUCGACGAGGUCAUCGUCGGUUCCGUCCAUCCGAUCACCGGAAGUACGCAGGCCGAAAGAACGAUCAUCGUUUGGAAAUGGGCUGUUGUCCCCUUCCUCGAAUUCGACUUCGACGUCUCAAUCUCAAGUGGGAUCGGAGCUGGAGUUGUUUCUUGAAUUGGUGCCCUUAAGGAUGAGGACCAAGCUGUUUGAACAUUCAGAGAUUGGGGAUAUGAUCGAGGUUGUAAUGGAUUUGGGUAGACAGCCCCUUGCUAGAUUUCCAUCAGGAGAUUGGGCUAUUUCCGAUGAACCUGUCAACCUCGAAGAUCUACGUCAUGCAAUUUCAAAGGUUGGUGAAUUUUCUGAUGACAACCGAUCAGGCAUUGAUCAUUCUCUACACCGAAUAAGUGCCAUCCGCAACCGCAAAAGGCAAAUAAUCGGUCUCACCUGUCGGGUAGGUCGAGCUAUAUCUGGUAGUGCAGAUAUUAUACGUGAUCUGGUUGAAGGGGGAGGUUCCAUAUUGGUUAUAGGACCACCUGGAGUUGGCAAAACAACCUUAAUCAGAGAAAUCGCUAGAAUGUUGGCAGAUGAGCGAAAGAAACGUGUUGUCAUAAUAGAUACCUCCAACGAGAUAGGAGGUGAUGGGGAUGUUCCUCAUUCUGGUAUAGGCCGUGCAAGAAGGAUGCAAGUUCCGAAUGUUAACAUGCAACAUAAUGUGAUGAUUGAAGCAGUUGAAAAUCACAUGCCUCAGACUAUUAUAAUUGAUGAGAUUGGGACAGAGCUUGAGGCUUUGGCUGCUAGUACAAUUGCUCAGAGAGGAGUUCAGCUUGUUGCAACUGCACAUGGAGUAACAAUAGAAAGCAUAAUAAAAAACCCAUCUCUACAAAUCCUUGUUGGUGGCAUUGAGAGUGUUACUCUUGGCGAUGAUGAAGCAAGGAAACGGAAAGUGCAGAAAACUGUACUUGAGAGGAAAGGGCCUCCUACAUUUUCAUGUGCUGUUGAGAUGAUAUCUAGAACAGAGUGUUCUGUUCAUCAUAGAUUGGAUGCUACCGUUGAUGCUAUACUUGCAGGUAAAUCUCCUUUGUUUGAGAUCCGCCAUAUGGAUGCUGAAGCUGAAAGAUCUUUAGAUGGUUCUCAGCCGUCUGUUGAAGUAAAAGAGGUCGAGCUAUUGGACGAGGAGGAUGAAUUGGAUGAGGAAGACGAAUUGGAUGACGAUAUUUCAUCUUAUUUUGAAACAUUAACCCGUCAUGAAGAUAACAAGAUAGCUAAACAGGAGAAUGUACAUAUUACUUUAACACCAAAAAUGAACAAAUCAGAUAGCACCAAGCGGCUUUAUGAAGGCAUUAAGCAUGAGAUUGGGCCUGAUGGGGAAGAUGAAGAACAUUCUUCAAAUUUCAGAAAGUUAAGCACUAAACAACAAAGCAGGAAAAAAACCCCAGUUUAUGUCUAUACUUAUAAGAUAUUGGAAGCUGACCUACAACAAGUAGCAAUGGUGAUGGGGAUGACAGAGGAAAUUGAUGUAACUGAUGAUAUUAGUAAUGCUGAUGCUAUAUUAGCAUCCAGUUUUGAGAUGAAGGAGAAUCCCUGGAUACGCACUGUAGCCAAAUUUCACAAGUUGCCAGUAUUUGUUAUCAAGUCAACUACCAUGGCUCAAAUGGUAAAAGCAAUCCGCAUGAUUCUUGGGAGGGACUCAUUUGGCGCUAAGUCAAAACAACUCAGAAAAAGUUCAAUGGAUAUCGAGAUUGAAGAUGAUGUACCAAGAAGAAAACCAUCCUUAGAGGAAAUUGAUGCCUUAGAGGAAGUUCGACUUGCAAUCGAGUAUAUUGUGAUUCCUAGUGGGGAACCAGUUGAACUUCUGCCGAGAUGCUCCGAGAUAAUCGCUCAACAACUGGAGCUUGUAAAAAGUUAUCAGCUGGCAGUAGAAAACUCGGGCACAGACCGUAACCCAAGGCUGCAGAUUCUUCCCCAGAAGUUGAACAAGAAAUCAGAAAAACAGUCGAAACCAAGCUCGGUUUCGCAAAGCAGCACAGGGCCUGGUGGUGUUGCAGGUACAAGUGUUGGUAGGCUGCCAUUUUUGCCUGAAUAGAAAAGAAAAGGAUGGGGUCUCUAAUUUGAUGAUAACUUGUUUCAUAUUGUACAGUCAUUUAAAGUAUGACCUUUCUGUGUGAUCCAAGAUUUGUAUGUAAACCCAUUGCUUGUUUGUAAUUGUAAUUGUAAUUGUAAUUGUAGUUGUAAUUAUGUAAUGUAAACAAUUAUACUCUUGCAUUGUUGUUAUAAAAUGUACAAAGUUACAC